Vicia villosa (hairy vetch) is the source of this 2172-nucleotide messenger RNA. Its product is annotated as zinc finger BED domain-containing protein RICESLEEPER 1-like. Gene Ontology annotation, molecular function: protein dimerization activity; DNA binding. The record is from RefSeq and is a predicted model, not a curated record. The coding region runs from base 1 to 2172 and encodes 723 amino acids. NCBI's taxonomy places the organism in Eukaryota, Viridiplantae, Streptophyta, Magnoliopsida, Fabales, Fabaceae. The transcript is spliced from 4 exons.
AUGUCGUUUCAAGAUUCAUCAUUGACUCCUCCAACAACGGUGGAUGAUCUUAUUGAUAUUGAGUUGUUGCUUGGUGACAUCGGGGAAGAGGAGACAACGGAUGGAGGUAAUUUAGAGCUUGGUGAGAUGAUGGAUAUGGAGGUUCCAGUUCCGAGUGAUACAACUACUCAAACCAACCCCACUGAUAAUACUACUACUCAGACCCCCACUCAAAAUACUGCAAACACAAACAUUGAUGCUUCAACCCCUCAAGUUGCCCAAGCUCAGAGUUCCCAGAGUCAGAGAAAUGCUGAUGGUAGAGCUCCACGUCCCAAAAAAUCUGCUGUUCAUUCUAAAAUGGUGCUUAUUGUAGGUCCAGAUGACAUUAAGAAGUGGAAGUGCAGAUGGUGUGGAAAGCUUUACACAUAUGAUGCAAAGUGGAAGAGUACCUCUAAUGGUAAGAAACAUUUAGAUGCUUGUAUUCAGAGAAGGGUUAGAGAAAUUGCAGCACACAUGAUUCUAGGUCAUGAAUUUCCCUUUUCUGUUAUGGAAGGUGUUAUUUUUAAUGAGUUUCUAAAAGAGAUUUAUCCAUGGUACAAAAAGAUUACUAGGCAACAGGUUAAGUUUGAUUGUGAUACAUUUUAUGAGGCUGAGAGAAUUAAAAUGAAAAGGUCUAUGGCUUUGAUUAACAGGGUCAGUCUCACCACUGACUUGUGGUGGUCUGGUGAACAGAGGGUAGGCUAUAUGACUGUGACUGGUCAUUUCGUUGAUUCAAAAUGGCAGCUUCAUAAAAGAGUUUUUUCUUUUAAGAAUGUGCCACCACCACAUUCUGGAGAGGUUUUGUGCAGGGAACUGAUAAAGGUAAUGAAUGAUUGGGGAAUAAGGGGUAAGGUAGCAUCUAUUUCUGUUGAUAAUGCCAGUGCGAAUGAUAAUUGCAUUUCUAGGUUGAAGAGAGAUUAUUCUGGUAGGAGAAAUUUACCCUUAGAUGGUAAGUUAUUUCAUGUAAGGUGUUGUGCACACAUCUUAAAUUUGUUGGUGCAGGAUGGACUUGAUAUGAUUAAGGUGUCUGUUGAUAAGAUAAGAAAUGGUGUCAAAUACUUGCUCAAUUCUGAAACAAGAUGCAAAUCAUUCAAAAAGAUUGUUGAUGAGUUGCAACUUGAAGGCAGAAUGCAAGUGUUGGAUACAAAGACUAGGUGGAACUCAACUUGGUUGAUGUUGUCUACUACAUACCAUUACAGAGAAGUGUGGCCUAUAUAUGCUGAGGAAAAUGGUGCAUUUCUCAGUUUUUUGCCUGAUGCAAAUGAUUGGGAAGAUGUUCAUGAUAUUUGCAAGUUUUUGGAGGUUUUUGCUGAUGUGACAUCAAUUAUUAGUGGCACAUCUUACCCUACUGCUAAUCUGUUUUUGUCUGAGCUUUACAGAGUGAAGGUUUCACUUGAUAAUCCUUCAAGUAUCUCACAUAAUCCUCAGUUGCAGGCCCUUGCUAGUGAAAUGAAGUUGAAAUAUGACAAGUAUUGGUCAGAGUCUAAUACAUUGAUUUCGAUUGGUGUAGUUCUUGAUCCAAGGUAUAAGAUGAUCUGCAUCAAAUGGGUAUACCCUUUUUUGUAUCCAAAUCCCACUCAAUCAGAUACAUAUCAACAAGUGUUGUCUGAAAAUUUAAGUACCCUCUUCCAAUUGUAUCAAGAUUCCUAUGGAACCAAUGAUGCAACUACCCCUACUGCUGCAUCUGAAUCUCCAGAAGUAGGAUCUACUUCUGGAUUGGGAAGGAGGAACUUUGAAAUGUUUUUAGAAACUGUUGUGGGUAAUAAUUCCAAAACUGAUCUUGAAUUAUAUUUUGAGGAGCCUCCUUUGAAAGUUCCCCCUAAUGCUAAAUUUGAUGUUUUAACUUGGUGGAUGGGAAAUGAGGCCAAAUAUCCUGUUCUUAGUAAAUUGGCAAAGGAUAUCCUAACUGUUCCAGUUACUAAUGUUGCUUCAGAAGCAACUUUUAGUGCUGGGAAAAGGAUUAUUGAUCCGAAAAGAUCUUCUAUGAAAACUAAGACAGUUGAAAUGGUGCUUUGUGGAGGUGAUUGGGUGAAGGAGAAAUAUGGAAUAAAGAAGGGGUGCACUGCUUCUAUUCUUGAGGAACCACAAGAUGAACCUUUGACAUAUCAUUUUGGUGAAGAUUUGGGUGUUUCAUCUACUGUUGCUGCAACUUGA